UCAUCUUUCCCAUAUUUUGUGUAUAUGAAAUUUGCUUUAGGGUGUUACAAUCACCUUCAUUAUUGCAUUUAAUUAUAUCAAAAAAUUUAAAUAUGAAUAUAUUUAAAUAAUCCUUUUCUGCAAUAAGAACUUGGAAGAUUUUAUAUAAGUUGCAUAUAAAUAUGAUACACAAUUAGUAUCAGAACAUUCAUCAAGUUUUCUGAAACCUUUAGUCUCUCAUCACCUGAGGUUUCUCAAAAUUUUCAGAGUGCAAUGGAGAAUCAAAAUUUGAGUAAUCCUGAGAAUGCCUUCAUGGCUUUUUCUAACGGCAGCUGCUUUGAUCAUCAACAGACUCAGCUUUCCAUCAACUUUACUGAUAAUAUUCAGAGCUUUACACACCCUGGAGACCAAACAGGGGAGAUUCCAGGUAUAGCAUUGGCGGCCAAUUUCAAUCCUGACGGCAGGAUUCAAAAGCCGAAGCAUACUUUCGAAAGCCUGGGGAAUUUUUCUCCUCCUGUUUCUGCAAAUAAAAAGAGCUUGGAUGGAAGAAAAAGAAAGAGAAACAGUGAGAGCGUGGUGGAGAAACCAAAAGAAGUUAUCCAUGUGAGAGCAAAGAGAGGUCAAGCUACUGAUAGUCACAGUUUGGCAGAAAGGGUAAGAAGAGAGAAAAUAAAUGAAAGGUUGAGGUGCUUACAGGACCUGGUUCCUGGAUGCUACAAGACAAUGGGGAUGGCAGUGAUGUUGGAUGUUAUUAUAAAUUAUGUUCAGUCUUUGCAGAAUCAAAUUGAGUUUCUGUCAAUGAAGCUUUCAGCAGCCAGUAUGUAUUACGACUUCAACUUGGAGCUGGAUGCUACAGACACCAUGCAGGGGACAAAUGCAUAUUAUGCACAAGAGAUGGAGAGAAUGAUGGGAGAUGGGUACAAUCCAAUUAUUUCAGAAUAUGUAGAUGAGAAAGUUUCAAUCCACUUCCCAGAAGAGAAUGGACCCAUCGGAAGGGUUCCUUGCCCUUAAUUUGGAAGGACAAAAGAAACUGUCCUUUCAUGUCAUCAUAUAAGUGUUAAUUAAACAUUAUUGUGGAUAAUAUUGUUAACGGGAUGAGCAAGUUAAUCUUUAUUUAAAUUAUUAAACUAAAACUUUAAUUUAAAAUUAAUUCAUUUGAGCAAUUAGUGGAUUUGAGUCAAUCCACUCCUACUAUCAUAAAUGCAUUGUAGAAAAAAAAAAGGGUCCUUCAACUGGAAUUUGGAUCCUCUUUCAAAAGGAUUAUGCGAUAUUACUUUUCAUUAACUCCCAAUUAUAAGUCAAUUGAUUCUGAUCUUAUCCGGUCUACCUAUCAACAACUUGAAGGAGACUUAUGAACUGAUCUAAAUUCAAUUAAAUGGGCAGAUUCAGCCAACCUAAAACAUGUGAUGUCUGCGUAAUAUCGUUAUGAACAUCUGUAAUACCUGAUUAAGAAAGGAAAGAGGUUUGCAGUAGCUACACAAUAACGAGAAUGAAGAAAAAGGCAUGUAUAAAGAACUUUUUCGUAAAAGAAAAAAUAUUGUUCUGGUGUAUGAUUGCUGAAUGUUUCUUUUUGAAGUGGAGGUCGAAGGUAGUUUAGUUUGAGAUGGAUCAAUUACCACUUCCAAGAAAAUCUACAAAUGAAAACUGUGCAGCAUGCAUUUGAGAUGUUAUUUUCUUUGGCUAUCAUCUGAUGGAAACCAAGGUGGGUGAAUAGAAACAGAUUUGCAUUAUAUUUCCCUAACAGUUGGAGCAAUCCAUAAUGUGCACAAUUUAGUGCUAUGAUGUGCUAUUUGUGUUUUAAGACCUCAGGUUAAACAAUUCCAGAGUGCACUUCUUAGUUGUGAGACUGUGUUAAUAUUUGGAUAUUGUGUUUUCUUUGGCCAAUAGGUUAUUGGGUAAUCAUUGACAACAUUUACAAGAGGCCGGUACCCUAUUUUUGUUACGUUGAAUCCAAUAUUCUGACCUUUUUCACAUAAUAGGGAUUGUCCGACAGAAUUGCGAGAAGCUAUCGCAAGCAUAAUUUUUGCUGCUCCUAGAUGUUCCGAUUUGCCAGAUUUGUUGCAGAUCAAGAACUUAUUUACUUCAAAAUAUAGGAAGGAGUAUGUUGCAGCUAUUGCCGAGCUUCGUCCAGAUACUAGUGUCAACCGUACAGUUAAUUGGCUUUUAGUACAUCAAUAGCAAGUGUGAUGUUUCUAUUGGAGCAGCCAUUGUAACUCGCAUGCUGAUAUUUCUUUUCCUACUUUUUCUUUUCUCUUUUUUUAUAUUUUUAUGCAGAUAAUUGAGAAACUUUCAGUUAGUGCUCCAUCACCCGAGGCAAGGCUCAGUGUGUUGAAGGAAAUUGCAGGGGAGUACAAUGUGGUUUGGGACUCCUUUCAAACUGAAGCAGCACUUAAUAAAAAGCACGAAGAUUUACUGGGAAUGAUUUCAACGUCAUCUCAAUGAUGGAUAUGAGAGACUGACACAGGCGGAUAGACCAGCCAAGCAAAAGCAGUGGAUUCAAAGUCAAAUUGAAGAUUAGCACACUGCAUAAUAAGAUUGAGCUAUUGAUGAUAGAAAAUUGAAAGAGUCUGAAGCUUUUCACAAGGCUAAGUUGAUAGGAAAAUACUUGAGCCAAGUAAUAUAAGCUUGCCUAGAAAUUCAAAUGUGUUAAUUUGGGCACAUUAUCAUGAACCACCAAGCCUUCGACCCUGCCAACGUAGAAUCAAAUAUUAGCGAGUUAAUUUGCUUAUUAGCCAAAUAUAGCUGUAGACCCAUUACAAGUGGACAGUUUGUUCUUCCAAGAAGAAAUGUUUACUACAAUGUUCGGAGUAUCUAUUGGACUAAACAAGCUGUUGUUAGUUACUUCAACGUUUUUGCUUGCUUAGGACUUAUCAAAUGAGAAAAAUAACAAUUAUUGCAUGUUUAGGUGCUUAUAAUAGCCUUUUAACUAUUGGACUUAAUUCUGUCCUCUCAAUGUUAAUAUUUUUUUCAGGGUGGUUCAGAAGAAAUAUACGUUAUAGCUUCAACUCCUUAAGCUUCUAUUAAGCCGAGCUCUCCAAGAUCUUCAACUUCUAAUGGGGCACAUCCUAUUCUGCCUUCGGAGAGUAGACUGGGAUCUCAACACCUUCAAGUUCCCAGUCCAACAAAUGAAAUUGAACAAUCAGCUAAAAGUAGUAAUGCCGUUCUCGUUAGUGAUACUAAAAGGGAGACAACAUUACAAUCAUCCGAUGUAUUGGAAAGAGCUCGAGCUGCUAUUGCCUCCGCAGAACGUGCAGCCGCUCAGCUUGUGAAUGCUGAAUUUGGUUUGUUGAAACUAGAAGGGAAGUCAUCAUAGCACCGACAUGAUUGACCUGUUACAUCCCAUAUCUUCAUGAUCUUACUUCACUAGCCUCCCCUUUUCCAGGGAUAGCUGGGAAAGAUUAAGUGCUGGAAGAAAGGAAGUAUAUAUGACUCAAGCUAAAAUAGUUUGGUAUUUGAGAAUGUUGGAAGAGAACUGCAUUUGUUACUAAGAUAACUUAUCUUGAGUUGUGGGAUCAAGUCGAUUUGGGAAUUGUAAUAUACUAUCACCUCAAAAGUUAGUUAUAAAAAUGUUACCUUAAAGA
Molecule: messenger RNA, 3560 nt
Organism: Mangifera indica (mango)
Lineage: Eukaryota; Viridiplantae; Streptophyta; Magnoliopsida; Sapindales; Anacardiaceae
Product: transcription factor bHLH75-like
Exons: 8
Coding region: 253-990 (245 amino acids)
Biological process (GO): regulation of DNA-templated transcription
Cellular component (GO): nucleus
Molecular function (GO): protein dimerization activity; DNA-binding transcription factor activity
Source: RefSeq, a predicted model, not a curated record